GAGAGUCCUCUGCUGCCACUUUGGAGCUGCGAGCAGAGUCCUGUGCCACUCUUUCUCACGGGGAGCAAGAGCCCUUCACUGAAAUCCUCCCACGAUGCUGGGGCUGCUGCUGCUGCAGGUGUUGGCGAGCUGCCUCUGGCUGGGACACAGCGAGUUGGUGACGUCCUUUACACGUUGUCCUCAGUUUUUCUAUGAACAGACCCCCCCAAAUGAUGCCCUGAUUCCGAAGAACCAAGCCUGGAUCUGUCAGCAGUACAGCAACUCGCAUCACUAUGCCACCCUCUACAACAAAGAUACCAGAAUUCCAGUGUACUCUGCUUACAUCUACCAACCUGGACAAGGCAUCAAUUCUCCAGUGUGGUUUGUUGAGCCCCAGCUCAUCAGCCAAAAUUACAGUAAGGAUAUGGAUACAGAGGAGUCCAUUCAAGAGCAAUACAACAUCUCUUUAGAGACAAUUGGCCAGAACCAGGCUAUCAAAGAAGACUACGACAACCUCCAGGGCCUGGACCAUGGUCAAAUGACACCGUAUGGCCACCAAACUGGAGACAACAGCAAGUGGGCUACCUUCACCCUCACCAACACAGUGCCCCUGAACAGCACAGUCAACAGUGGUAUGUGGAAAUUCUAUGAGAAUCAAACGAUGGCCCAGAAAACUCAGGGCUGUGAUAUCACCUAUGUCAUCACGGGUGCUGUGCCUGGUUACACCCCCAAUGGGAGGGUUAAUAUACCCAGCCACAUCUGGUCAGCUGCCUGCUGCCUGGAGAACGGAAAUCCAACGAGGGCUUGGGGAGCUUUCGCUAAGAACGACAAGGACGAGGUGGACGACCUAAGCCUCGGGGAGCUGGAAAACUUGUUAGCCAAGCUCUAUAGGAAGACAAUGAUUACUCUGUUCACGAGUGCCUGUCCCAGGAAAUAAGCCUCACAUCCAUGAUGGAAAAGGCUCAGGAGAUUUUCCCAAAUGUUGCAGAAUCACAGACUCACAGAAUGGGUUGGUUUUGAUGGCACAUAAAAGCCUUCAAGAUCAUCUCAUUUUGACCUGCC
Molecule: messenger RNA, 1041 nt
Organism: Sturnus vulgaris (Common starling)
Lineage: Eukaryota; Metazoa; Chordata; Aves; Passeriformes; Sturnidae
Source: RefSeq, a predicted model, not a curated record